CAGUCGUGAGUAAAUGUAUGCCCACAGCUGAUUGGCAAUUUAGUUAAGUAUGAUGGUCACUUUCCUUAUCAUAUACCGUAGUAUAAUCAGUUUAUCUUAAUUCGUGGUAGCGAAAUCUCAAUGUGACGUGUUCGUCGAAUUGGGACUUGGAAGCGCGAGUUGUGAUAAAUGAUAAGAAAACCAAAUACUAAUACCAAGUCACUACUAAACAAUUUGGUUUUCUCAAAAAAAAAAAAAAAACAAAAACCAGAUAAGUGAAGGGUCAUUGAAUCCUAAGGUCAAGGUUUCACAUGGUAAGACUUCAUGAUUGUCUAAUUUUUGACUGUACAGUAAAAGUAGUAUGGAUAGCACUAUAAACGAUAAAAUACAGAAAACGAUCGUGACACCAGGUAUCGACGGUCAGCCUACUUUCUCCAUUGGCACAAAAGCGUCAUUUCAUUUUGUGACGAGACUAGUCAGUAAUGGCAAAGUAAUUGAUGAUAGUUAUAAAUGGCCCAAGCACAUGGAAAUAGUUUUCGGCAAAAAAUUCAAGUUGGAAGUUUGGGAAACUGUAUUGACGUCUAUGCAAGAGAAAGAAAUUUCUAAAUUCAUCGUACAUAAAAGUUUGGUCACAGCCUAUCCGUUUAUUUCGAAAACGUUGCGCGAUGCCGGUCGUACGUCUGUGCCGGUGUCGAGUCACUGUUGUACUGCACAACUUCAAAAGAACGGAACCGGAUACGAUGAUCUCAAUGACCUUUUGGCAGAACCCGACCAUUUGGAAUUCACUAUAGAACUAUUGAAAAUCGAACAGCCCGGUAUGUUUGAGAAGGAGACAUGGUUAAUGGACGAAAAUGAAAAACUAAAAAACGUACCAGUGUUGAAAGAAGAAGGUAAUGAGUUUUACAAACAAGGCAUGUACAAGGAAGCCGAAGAUAAAUACAUGGUGGCUCUUGGGUUUCUGGAGCAAAUCAUGAUGAAGUUGAAGCCGCAAGAAAAAGAAUGGAACGAACUCAACGACAUAAAAACUCCGUUGUUACUUAAUUUAGCUCAGUGCAAACUCAUAUCUAAAGAAUAUUACCAAGUUAUUGAGCACUGCACUUCAAUUUUAGAUGUCAAUCCGGACAACAUAAAAGCCUUAUUUAGACGUGGCAAGGCUAACAUUUCUGUUUGGAGAAUGGAUGAAGCAAGAGAAGACUUAAGACGAGUAACCAAUUUAGACCCCUCCAUGGAAAUUUCCGUUAACCGUCUACUAGUUCAAAUCAAUGAAGCUAUAAAAAAGAAAGACGACGAGGAUAGACAAAAGUUAAGGGGAAAACUUUUUUGAACAAAAAUAUUUUAUAACAUGUUAUUUAUGUAUAUUAUUUUGACCUAAGUUACCUACAAUCCAACGCGGUCAUCUAAAUAAACAACUCAUUUGAUCUA
Messenger RNA from Adelges cooleyi (spruce gall adelgid), 1401 nucleotides. Its product is annotated as AH receptor-interacting protein. Bases 341 to 1303 code for a protein of 320 amino acids. The record is from RefSeq and is a predicted model, not a curated record. Gene Ontology annotation, molecular function: peptidyl-prolyl cis-trans isomerase activity; protein binding. Lineage: Eukaryota; Metazoa; Arthropoda; Insecta; Hemiptera; Adelgidae. The transcript is spliced from 6 exons.